UACAGCAAUAUUCAAAUCGAUGUUCGAUCAAGCCACAAAUAUGGGCGAUGAGAUCGCCGAGGACCGCAACAACCACCGCCGUGGAUCCAACUCUCAGUGUCGUGACGGGAUAGACAAAUGCCAUACCGAACUUGGGAGCAGGUCGCCGGUUCAGAGCACAACCAAUACCCCGGGUACAUCUGCUUCCACCCCGACCUCCUCCAGUGAAGACGGACAUGAUAAACUUUUAGGAGUGGAUCCAGACUACUGCCGGAGGAUUUUAGUUCGAGGUUAGUAACGAAAUAUUAUUUUACUGAACAGAACCAGGGGUUUAUACUUCUUAAGAUUUGAGAAUUCCCAUUAAAUUCAUUUAAUAUAUUUAAUGCAUUUGCAGAUAUACCACUAUUGUAAUUACAACUAAUAUUAGCCUAAUUCUACAACAACAACUACUACAACUAGGCUACUAGGCCAUAUUACUACACUGCUACUACUACUAGAAUGCUUUUAAGCUUACAAAUAAGCAAAUAGUUGCAGUGAUUUAUUGUAAAUAAAAUAAAAUAAGGUAUUUCAUAUGCAGAUGAAGAUAUAAUACUAUAUAUGUCCAAUAUACUUAAAAAUGAAAAUAUAGCUAGCCUAUAUUCUGACAACAGCUUUUUUUUAUGACUCCUGAUACCUUUUUGGAACAAAUCUGCAAUAAUUAGGGGGAAAAAAUGCUAACUAUAUUUAAAUAAGUUGUGAACAUCUGAGAUUAAAAUGUACAGUAGAGUUUAGAGAUCAUGAUAACAUAUACUAAUAGCAGUAGCUGCUUUGUACUAUAUGAAUCAACAAAUGAUUCAGUAAUUAUUGGCAAACAAAAUACUUUUAAAAAACACAAACCAUCAUGUGUAUGUCUGUGUGUGUUUAUUCAUGGCCAUGUUGUUAUUUUUGUUUGAGUUAAGGUAUUAUUACUAAAAAUGAAGAAAUAAUGUUGUCCACGCCCUCUUUGUUUAAAAGAAAGGGAGCCCCACCUUUCUAGGCCUAUUGCCAUCUUUGCAUGGAAUUCUCCAAAAUAUGUAGACCCACUUAAUAGUUAUUUUAAUAAUAUAUAUAUUUUUUGUGGUUCUUAGGAUCUACAAACUUCUUUAAAAAAUGAGUUGCGAAUGGAACAAAAUAUAAGCUACUAUUUUCAAUUUCUAAAUAUAUAAUUGUGUAAUUAGGGGCCUACUUUAUGGGUGAAUCACACAACUGAUAUCUCCAUAGUUUAUUUCAGCAUGUCCAAAUAUCUUGUAAUUGUAUGCGGCCAUGAUGGUAAUAAUGGUUCAAUAGUUUGUAGUAAAUUAUUACAAUAAUCAUUGUGGAAGGGAGGGGGAGAUCCCCUCAACAACAUUCCCUUCUUAUAACAAAACAACGCCAUGCCAUAUUUGGUAUAUUACCAGUUACCUUCCUAAUGCUUAUUAAAAUAUAGUAAAAUAUUUCCAGGAGUAUGUAUUUGCAGAAAUAAAUUAUAUUUAAAAGAAGAAACUAUUUGUAAAACAUGUCAAAUGGUUAAAGGUGUGAGCAAAAUGAUAUACAAUACUUAUUACAUGUCUAAUAGGCUAUAGUAGUAAUAAGCUAUGUGACUGACUGACUUAGAAUACAAUUAAUUGAAUGCAACUCAAUGGUUUUGGUCAGAAUGUAAUGACAUCUCUUUGCACUGCUGUUUAAUCAGGGUUGUAAAAUGCAUUCUAAUGUCAAUGUCAACAAACCCCAAAGAAUACAGGAUAUUUUUUUUGUGUGGAAGAUUAUCCUUAGUGAGAAAAUAUAACAAUUAUGAAAAUGGCUUUCUAAAUAAAUAGUCAUAGUAAGCAGGAAAAAAAACAUUUUAUUUAAGUUUAUUUUGAAACUUUUGAACUUGUAAGCCUAUUCAUAAUAAUCAAGUUGACCACUUAUUUCUAAAAUAGCAUAUCCAUGCCCCUUACCCGGAUAGUUUUCACACCAAUGUGGGAUGCAUAUUUGUCAUGGAUACUAUAACACCCCAUAUCAGUUAAUCACAAAACUAUUAGCCUACAGAAGCACAGAUAAUAUCAAUUUCCCUUCUUACAAAAUGUUCCCCCCUAUUUGUGCACAUUUUAUUUUCACCAAUUGUAUAAAUGAACCUUUCAUUUGAACAACAAAUAAUCAAACACAUCACCUACUGGAAAGCUCUACAUAAUUGAAUGUUUGCGCGUGCCCGGGCCCUAAAACAGUGCAGUUGGUGGGGGCUGAAUAUGAACAGAAAGCCCGGUAAUUGUAGCAGUGAACGGCCUCGGCAGUUGUGGUGUGGUGAGGGCGAGCUGAGCGCUUUUGGCAGAGUUGCUCGGGACACCAAGCUCGCAAUACCCCGUGUCACUAUUUGUUUUUCAAGCUGACGAUUGCGCUGGGUAACUCGUGAGAAACUGAGGUCAGAGAAAGGUCAGGUGUACAAAGUCGCAAAGUCUCGAUGUGCGUGCAAACCGUUUGAAAGGCCCUACUGCAAAGUUGUACAUUUAGAGUAUUUUAAUCUAGGGUAUUAUGAAUGAGUAGAUUAUGUUUAAUUGGACAUUAUAAAUAUUCACAAUGUUGGAAUGCGUCUCUGUAGCUCUUGCUGACACCAUGCAUGCUUGCAUUGAAGUUAGACAAGCUAUACGCAGAGACCGUGCUGCAUAGGCCCUAUAGAUGCUAUUUCCUCAUGACAUUUGCAAUAUAUAGGCUGUAGUCAAUGGAUAAACCACUUGAAAUAGUAUACGGUGGUUACGCAUGAUGCAGUAGGCCUAUAUAAUGUUCCAUUCUGUCAAGGAAUUAAGAUUUCUAUAUCUUCUAUAACUUUGAUUCAAUUUAAGUUUUGCUGAGGAAUUGAAAUAUAUUUAGACGCAACAUUAUUCGACAGAUAGAGGCUACUGCCUCCUUUGGCAGUUAUAUUUUAUUGUGCGACCCAGCUUGGUUAGUCUAAAUGUUUUGCACUUAGUUGAUUUUUGGUAUUGCAUAAAUAGUAUAUUUUCCAUAGCGAGACUUGCUAUAGGCAUAUUCCAUACUUGUAUAUAAAAACACACAUUUCAUGAUAUUUUAUUGAACAAAACGAUUUCACGUUGUCCCAUAAAUUGCAGUAUUAAACGGUGUGUACUGAUGCAUCAACUAGCCGGUUACACUAUAUUCUCCAGGGUGGGUUUUAGGACGCAUGCCAAAUGCAGAGGUAUAUUUGAAAUAUAACUCUGAGAACAUGCUCUCCAAAAAUGUAGGCCUACUCGCGCUGAGGCAGACAAUGCACGUAAUAUUUAGUUAAAUUAGGUACUGGUAGGCCUGUAAUUUAGUAAUGGGAUAGGGAUGUAUCUUUCAGUUCUCAUUGUUCUGGCUAUACCUUUUUUGGAAUAUUCCCCAAACACGGCCAAAAAGCACGCUACUAUAGUGACUGUGUCAAACCUCGAGGUAGCCUAUUCCAAAAUAUUUAAUUUGAAUGUUAUACCUUACUUAAGUCCAGUUCCAUUACAUACUGCAGCAUAGCCUACUCUCAGUUGAAAAAUUGAAUAACUAUUCUAAGGCAUUUUACGCGUAACAUAUAUCUAACCAACUGAUAUGCCUAUUAUCUCUGUGAGGUGCAUUGAGUUUUAUUUACGGAUAUUGUGAUUCUUAAAAUAUAUUAUCCAUCUAUUACUCCUGCCCUUUCUGUAUUUAUUUUACUACAAACUUGACUAGCAUAUAUUUCCAAGAAAGACAACUACAUGUCAAUGUCCUCAUACUGAAAACAACGAUCACUUCAAGAGGUUAUUCUUAUAUAGCGUAGGAGCACAAUGUUUAACAAUAUUUUCCUGGUCAGUCCAAAAAAUAAUUUACAUUUUAGUCAUUUAGCAGACGCUCUUAUCCAGAUCGACUUACAGUUAGUGAGUGAAUACAUUAUUAUUAUUAUUUUUUCCAUACUGGACCCCCGUGGGAAACAAACCCACAACCCUGGCGUUGCAAACGCCAUGCUCUACCAACUGAGCUACACAGGACUAAUGACAUUGGUAGGCUACGAGAGUAUAUGCAAUUGUAAUAAGACAAUUUUUCUAACUAUGGGGCAUUUCACACACCGUGUCUGGCUGUAUAUCCACAGAUGCCAAGGGCACCAUCCGUGAGAUCGUGUUGCCAAAGGGUCUGGACCUCGACAGGCCAAAACGCACGCGGACAUCCUUUACCGCAGAGCAGCUCUACCGGCUCGAGCUCGACUUCCAGCGCUGCCAGUAUGUAGUCGGCCGCGAGCGCACUGAGCUGGCGAGGCAGCUGAACCUGUCCGAAACACAGGUAAGAAACAGACAUAAUUUGACAGUGUAG
Messenger RNA from Coregonus sp. 'balchen', 4260 nucleotides. Lineage: Eukaryota; Metazoa; Chordata; Actinopteri; Salmoniformes; Salmonidae. The record is from the annotation of a GenBank genome assembly.